This is a messenger RNA of Chaetomium fimeti, 2554 nucleotides long. RefSeq lists its product as uncharacterized. Bases 263 to 2341 code for a protein of 692 amino acids. Gene Ontology annotation, cellular component: plasma membrane. Gene Ontology annotation, molecular function: transmembrane transporter activity. Lineage: Eukaryota; Fungi; Ascomycota; Sordariomycetes; Sordariales; Chaetomiaceae. The transcript has 3 exons. The record is from RefSeq and is a predicted model, not a curated record. Gene Ontology annotation, biological process: transmembrane transport.
GCCCUCUGGGACUGGUUGAUCAUCGAAGCGUUCCACAACCGCAGUUCUUGCGCAUCUGAGGUCAAUGCUUGUCUGAUUGCCCCCAUGCCCCCCACAACUGCGGUUGCAGUCCUUCUUUUAAUGUUGAUACAUACCCUCGUCCCUGCCCCUGGCGUUCCUUUCCAAGGCCUCAACCAACCUUCGUCUCGUCUGCUGGGCACGACAGAUGCCACUCGUUUCCCAGAUUACAUCUCCUCUGUGAGUUGAGGUGUUUCCGGUCGUUAUGAUGGACUUCACGGGUACCGGUGGGGAUCUGGAGAAAGAGUUGAGAAUCGGAAUAUCUCCAUUGGGAGACGGUGAAAGCAUGAGGGAGAUUAAGAGAGGACCGAACAUGGCCGUUCCACCAACCCCUCCAGCAAAGGACUUGCCUCCACCGCCGGCGCUGUUAAGGCUGGACCCCUCAACUCCUCUGGGUAGCCCAUCCGAACCGCCAAAUAGACCACUGCCACCGAGACCGACGGCAAAACCGCAAACUCCCAAGGUCCCGCAGCCGUCAAGGUCACCACCAUCCAGGCCACAAGCACCGCUCGGUAUGAACCCGCCAACUCGGCCGGGGACGGCGGCCAGCCAGACCACAGGGACAACAAUCUCUGACAAAUAUCCCGUGUCGUCAAAGCGGCUCUCCUGGAUAUCGGAUGGCUCGAAAAGACCUAUCAAAUACGGCCAGGGAAAAUACGGCCGUGUCGAGCUGGUACCACAACCGAGCGACGAUUCGGAUGAUCCUCUGAACUGGUCUCGAUGGAGGAAGGAGCUCAACUUUUACUCGCUGUUGAUGAUGGUUGCCAUGUCCGGCGUUACGAAAACGAUGUUUAUGACAGUUAAUGCCCAGCUCGCUCAGACAUACCAAGUUUCUUAUACGGCUGUUGCCGCUUUAACUGGCGUUCCCCUUAUUCUUUCGGCCUUCUCUGGCAUGGCUUGCCUGGUGGCCUCCAGGAUAUGUGGGAAACGGCCGCUUUACCUAGCCUCUUUGCUGCUUAUGUUUAUUGGGACGGUCUGGAGUACCAACGUUGCAAGCAGCUACGGUCAGUGCAUGGCUGCUAGGAUAUUCCAGGGGUUGGGUUGGGGUGCUUUUGACACCCUCGUUCUGGGGUCGAUCCAGGACACUUACUUUGAACAUGAACGUGGCCUUCGCAUCGCCAUACACUCCAUCGUUGCCGUAACGACAACCUGGGGUCCCCCGUUGAUCGGCGGCGUCGCUUCUCAGGGCUCGGUCGGCUUCAGCCUGCAACCCACGAUCCUAAGCGCCUUCUUUGUCGUUUCGGUACCAGCCAUUGCCCUCGGGGCCCCAGAAACGACCUUUGACCGAGCCCUGGCAUUCCCAGAAACACCCGCCACGGCCACGAGCCAAUUCAAAACUUCCCCGCCGCUCACACCACUCCGCCUUCCAUCACUCGAAACCGUUACCGACUAUGUCGUCAAGCUCAAGCCCUACGCUUACCGCAGCUCUGCCGAUCUCACCAUCCUCCUCCAAGCUCCGCGAGCCUUCAUCACACCCACAUCGGCUCUUCUUGCGAUCGUCUCGAUCCUCCCUCAUGCCUCCCUCUGGGGCCUCGCCGCCUCCAUCUCCCUGCUCUUCUCCCCCCUCCCCUUCGCUCUCAACUCAGGAACCAUCGGCACCCUCUUCCUCGCCCCAUUCCUCCUCUCAGCCGUCGCCGUCGCGCUCCCAGCCCUCACACCGCGCUGGCAAACCCACUUCACCCCGAAAGUCCACAUGGCAGCCCUCGCAACGGGCACCGCCCUCGCCUUCAUCGGCAUCCUCACCUUCGGCCUACACCUCAACGACGCCAUGACCCCCCCACAAACCACCACCACAACCCCCGUCACCAACACCAACAACGCCCCCGCCCCCGCCCCCGCCCCCCCAAUCUCCGUCUUCGCCCUCGACUACCUCGCCCCGCGCGCCAGCCUCCCCGCCGUCUCCUUCGUGCUCGGCCUGCUCGCCGCCGGCGCCGCCCUCCUCGACGCCACCGCGCCCCCGCUCAUCCGCGCCAGCACCGCCUUCACCGGCUCCAGCCUCGCCGCCGCCACCCGCAGCACCGCCGACAUGAGCGCCGGCGUCGCCUGCUGGCGCGCGCUCGCCGCGGGGGUGUUUGUCGUCGCCGUGCCGAAUGCCGUGUGGUGGUGGGACGGCUUGCGCGGGUUUUGUUUGGGAGUGGGGGUCGUGCAGGUGGUGGUGGCGGCCGUGGUGGGGAUGGUGUGGUGGUUGUGGGGGGAGGGGAUAAGGCGGUGGGACGGAAGGGUUAUGGGGUUGGUGGAUCUGGAGGGGUUGAGGAGGGCGGGGAGCUUUUUUGAUUUGGAUUGAGCGAGAGGGGGGGGAUGGGGUUGGUCUUGGGUGUGGUUUGUGAUGAGGUUUUGGGCGGGCGUUUAUGGGUUCAUCGUGGUGUGGUGGGUAACCACUGCUCGACAUGGUCGGUAUUGGAUGGAACUGGACAUGGCUGUGUUCGUUCGUUCUUGGAGGGACAUGAUAUGAUAUGAUAUGAUACCAAUGCCAUUCUUUUCUACACCCUCCAAAGUU